Molecule: messenger RNA, 1158 nt
Organism: Chironomus riparius
Lineage: Eukaryota; Metazoa; Arthropoda; Insecta; Diptera; Chironomidae
Source: the annotation of a GenBank genome assembly
AACAAUUUAAUUGUUACCUGUCAUCAAACAAAUAAUUAUAAAACUGAGUAUUACAAUUAAUAUUGUGAACGUACACAACACUUUGUAUAAUUAGUUCACAAGCUAUUAAAGAACCUAUAAAAAUAUAUAUUUAAUAAAGUUUCAAUCAAAUAUUUACAGUGUCAAUAAAGCUACACUGCUAAUUUAUUUAUUUUUACGCAAUUGUCUUGUAAUAAAACAAAUAAAAUACUAUUUUUUACAGAAAAGGAAAAUUGAAUAAAAUAAAGUGUUUAAAAAAUAAUUCAAUCAUUAUAUUUAAAAAGUUUUAUCUGAAGUAAAGUCACAAAUAAGUUUAAAGUUUUGCUAGUGAAAGUCAUGUCGAAAGUUUUAGAUGCUCUUAAUAAUACUUACAAUGAGUUUUACUACGUUAAUAAAGAUCCACGAGCGACUGGAAAAAUACUCUUAGAAAGUCCUCCGACAACAAUAAUGCUGUUAAUCUUGACAUACUUAGCUGUGAUUAGUGUUGGUCCAAAAAUUAUGAAGAAAAGAAAAGCAGUUGAAUUAAAAGGGAUUCUUGUGGUUUACAAUCUUGUCCAAGUAAUUGUCAAUUUUGCAUACACGACUAUGCUUGUAAUUGUAAUGAAAAAUCGAGGUCAACCAUUGAUUGGAUGUCACAAAAUAUCAUACAGUGAUCAAGUUUCUUGGAACUUUUUCUAUGGAUAUUUUUUGAUCAAAAUACUUGAUUUUACUGACACUAUCCUUAUAAUCUUAAGAAAAAGCGAACGACAAUUAACGCUUCUGCAUUGCUACCAUCACAUUAGCAUCCUUAUUGUAGCAUAUUUCUUUCCGAUGUGGUUUACAUCUGCAAUACCUUUAUUUGGAACAUUUUUGAAUUCAUUGAUUCAUUUAUUUAUGUACUCAUACUAUCUGACGAGUGCUAUGUUCCCAAAAUGGCAAAAGCUGAAAUGGAUUAAAAUUAUUUUGACAAAAUUACAAAUACUUCAAUUCAUUGUUGGAGUAGCAUUGAUUGAAUAUUAUUACUGGACAAAUCCUUCAUGUCAUGUUCCAAACUUUUUUCAUUAUUUUAUGAUUUCUUACCUUAGCAUAUUCAUUUACAUGUUCGUUAGUUUUUAUAGAAAAACAUAUUUUAAAAAUCUAGACAAACAAAAGUUAAAAUGA